Messenger RNA from Cryptomeria japonica (Japanese cedar), 1692 nucleotides. Its product is annotated as cytochrome P450 71AU50. NCBI's taxonomy places the organism in Eukaryota, Viridiplantae, Streptophyta, Pinopsida, Cupressales, Cupressaceae. Gene Ontology annotation, molecular function: monooxygenase activity; heme binding; iron ion binding. The transcript is spliced from 2 exons. The record is from RefSeq and is a predicted model, not a curated record. The coding region runs from base 37 to 1563 and encodes 508 amino acids.
UUCGUAUGAAAUAUUUGCAACCCGGGCUACCCAAAUAUGGCAUGGCUCAAUUCCCCUGCUGUAGAGUUGGUUUUUUCGCUCAUUUUCCUCUGGACUAUAUACAGAUUUGUGACAACGAGGAAGAGCAAGAACAACCAGGGGGAGUUGGGAUUGCCACCAGGGCCACGGCCAUGGCCAGUGAUAGGCAAUCUCCAUCUUUUGGGAAGCCUUCCUCACAAGUCUCUUGCUGAACUGGGAAACAAGUACGGGCCCAUCAUGUUCCUCCGCUUGGGUUCGGUACCCACGGUUGUGGCCUCUUCCCCUGCCAUGGCCAAAGAAUUUCUUAAAACCCACGAUCUGAUCUUCGCAAACAGGCCACCUUCAGCGACGGGCAAGUACCUGGCCUGCGAGCGCAGAGACGUGGCGCAAGCCCCCUAUGGAGAGUACUGGCGGCAGAUGAGAAAGCUCUGCACAAUCGAAUUACUGACGGCCAAGAGAACGGAUUCAUUCAGGUGGGUAAGAGAGGAAGAGGUGAGAGCCAUGGUGCGAUCUCUUUGGGAGGAGAGCGAGAAAGGCGUGCGCUGCGUCGACCUGCGGAAGCCCAUCUCCUCCCUCACACUCAACAUUAUUUGCAGAAUGUUUGCAGGCAGAACUUACUCUGACCAUGAACUCGGGGGAGGGAAGUGGUUUUUACAGAUGGUGGCUGAAAUUAUGCAUCUCUCAGGAGUAAUUGUUGUAGGAGACUUCAUUCCCUCUCUCGCCUUUCUGGAUUGGCGAGGCUACUGUCGCCGCAUGCAGGAUGCUCGUAAGGUAUUCGAUGAGUUUUUUGACAAGCUCAUCGAUGAGCACGUUGAGCGGAGAAGGUCGAAAAAGUCGGACGAUCCGGACAUUGUGGACGUGCUGCUGGACAUGGCUGAGAGCGAAACUGCCGAGAUACAAGUCUCUCGGAUUCACAUCAAAGCAAUCAUCAUGGAUAUGUUGAGUGCUGGAGUAGAAACAUCUGCCACAACUAUAGAAUGGGCAAUGACUGAGAUGCUGAGAAACCCUCAAGUAAUGGAAAGGGCACAACAAGAGAUUGAAUUAGAGGUUGGGAGAGAUCGCAUCGUAAGAGAGAGUGAUCUGGUAAACUUAGACUACUUGCGAUGUGUUGUGAAGGAAACAUUUCGAUUACAUCCACCAGCGCCCUUGCUCAUACCACACGAGUCCACGCAGGGUUGCAAUGUUGGAGGAUACUACAUCCCACCAAAAACAAGGUUGCUUGUGAAUGUUUGGGCAAUUGGAAGAGAUGAAAGUGUUUGGGAAGAUCCUUUAGAAUUCAAGCCCGAAAGAUUUAUUGGCUCAAGCAUAGAUGUGAAAGGCCACCACUUUGAAAUGUUGUCUUUUGGAACAGGAAGGAGACAAUGCCCUGGGAUUGCCAUGGGGCUUUCUGUUGUUCACUUGGCUGUGGCUCAGCUCAUACAUUGCUUUCAUUGGAGUGUGGAGGGUGAUUUGGAUAGGGAUGAAGAGUGUGGAUUGACCGUGCCAAGGAAGUUUCCUAUCUUUGCUCUUCCCUCCUGGAGGCUCACCACUAACGAGCCACCAUAACAUUGGAUGUAUAAUUGGGACAGAAAGUACUAAUAUAUGCAUACAUAUAACCAUCUUACCAUUGUAAUUGCACCUUUAUAUGGAAAGUUAUGUAACACCCGCCUCUGGUUGGUAUAGAAAAUUAAAAAA